Messenger RNA from Vitis riparia (riverbank grape), 1416 nucleotides. RefSeq names its product deoxyhypusine hydroxylase-B. The transcript has 7 exons. The record is from RefSeq and is a predicted model, not a curated record. NCBI's taxonomy places the organism in Eukaryota, Viridiplantae, Streptophyta, Magnoliopsida, Vitales, Vitaceae. Gene Ontology annotation, molecular function: deoxyhypusine monooxygenase activity. Gene Ontology annotation, biological process: peptidyl-hypusine biosynthetic process. Bases 118 to 1065 code for a protein of 315 amino acids.
CUUGAACAACUAUAUUGGACUGUGACUAGGUUUUGAGAAAGGGAGAGUGAGGCAGUUUUUCAAGACUCACUCUCUCCGAUUCUUUGACCCAGAGGCGGAACCCCAAAAUUAUUUAGAAUGGCUUCUUGUGAUAAUUCAUUCUCUGUCUCCCCCGAAACCGAGAAGUUCCUCUGUGACCGUUUGAUCGACCCCACACAGCCGAUAUCGGAGCGAUUCAGAGCCCUCUUCUCUCUUCGCAACCUCCGUGGCCCUGCUCCUCGUCAAGCGCUCAUUCUCGCAACAAGAGAUUCUUCAAACUUGUUGGCACAUGAAGCUGCAUUUGCCUUGGGUCAAAUGCAAGAUGUUGAUGCUGUUCCUGCUUUAGAGGCAGUUCUUAAUGAUUUUUCUUUGCAUCCCAUCGUUCGCCAUGAGGCAGCAGAAGCGCUUGGUGCUAUUGGUUUAGAGAGUAAUGUUCCCCUUCUAAAGAAUAGCUUGGUUGUAGAUCCAGCUCAGGAGGUCCGAGAAACUUGUGAAUUGGCUCUCAGGCGAAUUGAGGAAGUGAAGAAUGUUGUUGGCAAUGAUGGAAUGUCCAUAGUAGAAGCAUCACCUUUUUUAUCAGUUGACCCUGCUGCACCUGCUUCUUCUUGUUCUUCUGUAGACCAACUUAGGGAAGUGCUUUUGGAUGAAGAAAAAGGCAUGUAUGAGCGGUAUGCAGCUCUUUUUGCACUUCGGAACCAAGGUGGAGAUGAAGCUGUAUCUGCGAUUGUUGAUUCUUUGUGUGCAAACAGUGCUCUUCUGCGUCAUGAGGUUGCUUAUGUUUUGGGCCAAUUGCAAGACAAAGCUGCUUCGGCUGCACUUUCCAAUAUACUGAGGAAUGUGAAUGAACACCCGAUGGUUAGACAUGAAGCAGCUGAGGCUCUUGGCUCUAUUGCAGAUGAACAUAGCGUGGCACUUCUUGAGGAGUUCGCCAAGGAUCCUGAGCCUAUCGUCUCACAGAGUUGUGAAGUUGCUCUCACCAUGCUGGAAUCUGAAAGAUCUGGCAAAUCCUUUGAGUACCUCUUCAUGCAGACGCCGCAGGUACAAUAAACUCUUACAGGUUCUCCACCUCGCAUCAAUCUGGCUAACCAUCUGCUAGUCACUGAAGGAAUGAUCUUCAUGAGAUAAAGUUAAUGGCGUCGUUUUUGGCUUUGCACCGAGGGGUAGGACAUUUUAACAUGUUCAAUCAUGAACUGAAGGACAGCUUCCUAUGCCAGCAGAAACUUACGAGGUUAGUUAACAUUAGUUAUUUAUAUACUCUGAGGGAGUUCAUUUCCCCUUUGUUGUUCUUUGUCAUACCAUAAAGAGAUGUUUCCUUAAAAUUAAACAACUUUACUGGUCCUUUGGGCUGAAUUUUGGAGUAUAAAUUUGAUUGCUUGAUCAAGUUUCGUUUUGGCACCA